Molecule: messenger RNA, 260 nt
Organism: Entrophospora candida
Lineage: Eukaryota; Fungi; Glomeromycota; Glomeromycetes; Entrophosporales; Entrophosporaceae
Source: the annotation of a GenBank genome assembly
AGAAACAGCAAAAAGAUCAACUAAGAUGGAGCAGAGGAAAACAAUACUGGGAAGAAGAAGAGUAUGGGGACAUUCAGUAUGGUAUAACUCUUGCAGAAUGUAUGAGUUAUACCAUACUGAAUCUCUCCCUACUGGAAGAAGAAUGGGAAAAUGUGGUAUGGUCAGAUGAGUCAAAGUUUGCUCUUUUUGAAUCAGAUGGCCGAGUAAGAGUAUGGAGAAAACCAGGGGAAGCUUAUAAAGAGGAUUGUAUUCAACCUACA